Molecule: messenger RNA, 1168 nt
Organism: Culicoides brevitarsis
Lineage: Eukaryota; Metazoa; Arthropoda; Insecta; Diptera; Ceratopogonidae
Product: BTB/POZ domain-containing protein 9-like
Exons: 2
Coding region: 61-1119 (352 amino acids)
Biological process (GO): neurogenesis
Cellular component (GO): cytosol
Molecular function (GO): protein binding
Source: RefSeq, a predicted model, not a curated record
UUUAGUUCGGUUUAUUAAAUUUUUGUUUUGUUCUUAAAAACCUAGAAUUUUCUGUGAAAAAUGGAAAACAUUCCACAAAAAGCCUUGCGUGUGUUAUUGAUUGAUCAGAAGCGUUGUGAUGUUUUCUUUCAUUGCAAAAAAGCGGAUGGAACAUGGUCUAAAUAUGGCGCCCACAAAUUCUGGUUAAGUUUGGUGAGUGAUGUUUUUGAGGCAAUGUUUUUCGGUGAAACUGUCACGAAUGGCGGAGUUACUGACGAGACCAAUGUUUGGAUUGAAGAUAUCAAUUUUGAUGGUUUUGUAGCUUUUUUGAGACACAUUUAUGGCUUUACAAUAAACGACGAGCUGGAAGACGACAAAACUCUCGUGGAAUUUUUCUGUUGCGCUCACAAAUACAACUGCGUUGUUGCCUUGAAAUUCGCCGAAGAAUUGAUGAAAAUUCGUCUUUCUGUGAAAAACGUGCUGCUUUUCUUUGAGAUUGCCGACCUUUAUGACUUGCAAACGUUAAGAUACUGUUGCAGGAUCAUGUGCUGCCAAAUGAGCGAAAUUCUGUCGACCUCGGAGUUUCUCACAUCAAAACCGGCAACUGUCAACUUUCUGUAUGGCUUCCCUUGUGGCGCCAUUAACUCGGAAAUGGAUUUUGUUUGGGCCCUCGAACGUUACGUUGCCUUCAACAAGAAAAAUGACGAGAAAAUUGCGGAAAAAAUCCGACCAGCAUUGCAACAAAUUCACUUUCUCACAACGAGUGCGAACGAUAUUUCGCACACCGCGUUGCUGUCGCAAGAGGAAAAGAAAAUGCUGAUCGGGAGUUUGUCGUCGAAAACUACGCCUUCAAUAAAACCAUUCAAUUCGUCGCGAAAAAAUCGCUGCAUGAAAAAACGAAUUGACAUGAUUUGGCCCCUGAAGGAUUUGUUUGUGCCGAAUACUUGUGCGUAUUGUAAAAGAAAAAAAGUGGCAGAAAAUCACUCAAUUUGGAAUUGCUCGCAGAUGGGCGAUGAGUCACGUAGACUUUUGUCGAGAGUUUAUGUACAAUAUCAACAUACGAAUUUGAUUGAUUAUGAUUUGUUUGAUUUGAUGAAAAUUUACAAUUUUUUUUGUGAACAAAAGUUCAUUGCAUAUUGAUUUUGAACUUUGUAAGAUUUAAUUUUUUCGAAAAAAAAAUAAAAUAAAU